AGGUCUGACCUUAAUUUAUGCCUCCCACGGUCACACCUAUGCUGUCCGCAUGCACCACGCGAGAAGAUAAACAAAUGGCAUCAAGUUCCCCGCCCAAAGAGCCAAUGCCAGGAAAGCAACGUCUUUUUCUAGACAGCGCCGAGCUCUGCUCCUGCUACAUAUCUCAUCGAUCACCAGUGCGCACGCUCUUGGAUUAUCCAUGGUUCAUAACUCAUAAGCAUCUGUCCCGCGGCACCAGAGGGGGCAGGAUGUUCCGAGCAGUGAAGCAUGCCGUCGUCUGGGCGAAGAGGAGCCGAGCGCGAGCUGAGCCCGCGGCCUUGUCUGCCUUCGCCAGCCACUUCUCCGCGGCUUCCACCUCGCAGAGGUUGGCCGGGAAGGUCGCCGUGAUCACCGGCGGCGCCAGCGGCCUCGGCAAGGCGACUGCCGCGGAGUUCGUCAGGAACGGCGCCAAGGUCGUCCUCGCCGACGUCCAGGACGACCUCGGCCACGCCGUCGCCGCCGAGCUCGGCCAUGACUCCGCAUGCUACACGCGCUGCGACGUGACGGACGAGGCGCAGGUCGCCGCGGCCGUGGACCUCGCCGUGGCGCGGCACGGCCGGCUCGACGUCAUGUUCAACAACGCCGGCAUCAGCGGCGCCCUCACGCCCGUCCCCCUCGGCUCCCUGGACCUCGCCGACUUCGACCGCGUCAUGGCGGUGAACGCGCGGGCCGUGCUCGCGGGCGUCAAGCACGCCGCGCGCGUCAUGGUCCCUCGCCGCAGCGGCAGCAUCAUCUGCACGGCCAGCACGGCGGCGGUGCUGGGUGGCGUGGCGUUCCCGGCGUACAGCGUGUCGAAGGCGGCGGUGGUGGGGCUCGUGCGCGCCGUGGCGGGGGAGAUGGCGCGCGCCGGGGUGCGCGUGAACGCCAUCUCGCCCAACUACAUCCCGACGCCGAUGGUGAUGGGGUACAUGGCCGAGUCCUACCCCGGGGCGAGCGCCGAGGAGCGCAGGCGGAUCGUGGAGAGGGACAUGAACGAGAUGGGCGGGCCGGCGCUCGCGGCGGAGGACGUCGCCCGCGCGGCGGUGUACCUGGCGUCCGACGAGGCCGGGUACGUGAACGGGCAUAACCUCGUGGUCGACGGCGGGUUCACCGUCGGCAAGACGCCGAAAAUGCCGGCGCCGUGACGUUGAUAGGUCUUGAUGCGAUGAAGUGUUCUGCCUCGGACCAAAACCGGACAUGUUCGUUCUUCAACAUUGCAGUUGGGCAAACCUGUUACGCUUCAUAGUACUCCCUCUGUUUUUCUAGUCUGCUUAUAAAAUUGUCUGAAGUUAAGCUUUGUGAAAUUUGACCAACUUUAUGAAAGAAAAUGUCAACAUCCACAAUAGAAAAUCAAUAUUAUUAGGCUGUCUACUUUACAGCCGGAUGAAAA
Messenger RNA from Aegilops tauschii subsp. strangulata, 1408 nucleotides. Its product is annotated as momilactone A synthase. The record is from RefSeq and is a predicted model, not a curated record. Gene Ontology annotation, molecular function: oxidoreductase activity. Lineage: Eukaryota; Viridiplantae; Streptophyta; Magnoliopsida; Poales; Poaceae.